UCUAAUUAUGUAGUGCAGGAGCGAAAUAAUCAUUCCACUGCCUUGCUCAUGCGGCCCCGGAGACGGGAGAAGACUUGACAACCGCUCAGCUUGCGGCGCCUCGUAAACCACAGCCAGGCCAUGAGCGCCUUCCGCAGGGCAGGCACUGCGGACAUGGGCACCCGCCCAGGCCUGCAUGGCCAGACGCUGGUGUCCAUGGGCCUGGUGGACCUGGACCGGAUCCUUGGAGGUGGCCUACCGCUGUCAUCUGUCCUGCUUGUGCUUGAGGAUCCCUAUUCUGGGCAGCACUUGAAUCUGAUGCGGUACUUCAUGGCAGAGGGCGUGGCGUGCCGACAGAAAGUAAUGUGGCUAAGCGCAUCGCCGCCGGCCGGCGGGCCAGGGGCAUUCCUGCCUGCAGAGGCCAGCGCAUCUCAGUCCUCGUCGGACGACGCAGCGGCGGAGAAGGAGCAACCUGAGCUGCGCAUUGCGUGGCAGUACCGCAAAUACAUAAAGGACGAGCCACAGCAGCAGCCGCAGCGGGCACAGUCGGCGGCGAGCAUGUCGGGGCGGUCUGGAGCAUCGGCGUCCACAACCACCGGCGCGAAGUCGUCAUUCGCACGUGCGGGCGCGGCUGUUGCCGCGGGUGUUGGGCGCGAGUGGUGCCACAGCUAUGACCUGACACGGCCGAUCGGGGAGGAGGCGCUACGCGGCGCAGCGCUGGAAGUGGCGGAGUGCAGUGGGCCAGCCGCCUACGCAGCAGCGGAUGAGCGCGCCGGGGCCUUUCUCUCAUCGCUCGCGCCUUCUGCACCCGACCACGCAACAGCAGUGGCAGCCCCGGGCUCCGCCGCAGCGGUGCUGGCAGCCGCAGCUGCUGCCCGGCGAGGGCCAGAGCCGGUCGGGCGCCUGGUGAUCGAGUCAGCCGGCAGCCUGGGGUGGUGGGCCAGGGGUGGCAGUGGCUGUAGCAGCAGCCUGGGUCUAGGCUCGCUGCAGGCCCAGGGCGAGGGCGCGCGUCAGCAGCAGGAGGUGGAGCUGCUGCGGCUGCUUUACAACGUGCGGCAGCGGGCGCUACGGGCGCGGUGCGCAGUCAUGGUGACGGUGCCGGCAGGCCUGCUGAGUGCGGGAACUGCCAGCCGGCUGCCGCACUUGGCUGACAGUGUGUUGGGUCUGGACCCGCUGUCAGACGACUCGCAGCUACACCGCCUGCUGCCUGACCCGGCCAGUGCGGUGGCGCUACUCAGUGUCCGCAAGCUGUGCUCGGCGGGCAUGCUGGGCCCCCGCACCUGCGACGGAGUGCUGCACGUGGUGCGGCACAAGCGGCGGCGGCUGGGGCUCAGCGUCGUGGAGGUGGACCCGGACGCAGAGGAGCGGCUCGCGGAGGCGACGGCGCGCGCGCAGGAGGCGUAUAUGAAGGGGGGGCCGCGGGGGGCGGCUGGGGCUGCAGGAGUUGUGGCGGCCAAGACCGCCAGCAAGAGCACGGCAGCACUGCUGUGCGGCGGGCCGCCGGCACCCGGGGGUGGCAGCAAGGCACUUGACUUUUGAAGAGAAACUUGUGUUGCAUGGGGAGGCCGGACGCGAGUGAUGAAAUGGUAUGGCAAAUUGUCCAGGUUGCAAUGCGAUGCUGGAGCGGGGCGAAACCCAGUGGGCCAGUGCACCCGCUUGAUAUGUGGGACAUAACGCACUGGUGCCAAAAAGCAAUGUAAGCCCCGUAGUGC
This is a messenger RNA of Chlamydomonas reinhardtii, 1691 nucleotides long. RefSeq lists its product as uncharacterized. Gene Ontology annotation, cellular component: cytoplasm; elongator holoenzyme complex; transcription elongation factor complex. NCBI's taxonomy places the organism in Eukaryota, Viridiplantae, Chlorophyta, Chlorophyceae, Chlamydomonadales, Chlamydomonadaceae. The record is from RefSeq and is a predicted model, not a curated record. Bases 121 to 1518 code for a protein of 465 amino acids. Gene Ontology annotation, biological process: tRNA wobble uridine modification. The transcript is spliced from 10 exons.